AUGACACACCAGCGCCCAUGCAUGAAGCGCGCUGACGGAUCGUCAAGCUACUUUAUCAACGACCUUAUCAGCGCCGCCAACACGAAUGAUCGAUUCAAACUGCUUGAAGACGAUGCAAUACUUCCCGCGAACCUUAGUAACGCAAUUCAUCCCCUAUUCCGUCAGCUUGAGGGCGAUGAGCGGCUGCACCUAGCGUUACAGGUGGCAUCGCACUUUCUCUUACAUGAUCGACUUCUCGAAUUCUUCGUGCCCUUGCUUCACGGUUGUGUGAUGCACGAUCCGCAGUCGUCGAAAGAGUAUUUGUGCGAUCCCCUAGUCCAUGCGUCUAAAGCAAAGCAGGCACUGUUACUUUCAUCAGUGCGCCAGUCGCUGGACUGCCUUGCUGAUCGACUUGAGAUCAGCUUCGUAAGUCAGAAGCAACGCGUUUGGGCUCGUACAAUCAUGGAUGACUCGACGUUGAUGGAUUCGUGUUGUUGUCGAGCCUUUCAAACUCGAUUAUCUCCCAAGAUCGAACUCACUGAAAAGUUCUCGCAAUUCUACUAUGCUGCAGACGGGUACGCGACAGCGACUCGUUCAGGCCAGUUUCGGCACGACUUCCUUUUCGCUGUCACACUUGUGCAUGAGGUCGUGCAUGCUGUAGGCGUGAUGCGUCGAGGCAACCUCAAUGAGCCUCACUAUCGACUAAAUUCUCCCGAAACCGAGUGGGGUUAUGCUUGGGAAAACUUCAUGUUCGGCAGAAUCAUCAAUCCGCAGGAUAAGACCAAAGCUGGCACACAAAUACUAAUGUGUAAAGUCUGGGCUGACGCCAAAGCAGCAAAUGUGAACGGCGGUAAGGAAUACAGUGACGUUUCCAUGUCUUGGAUCGCACAAUGGUUCCGUAACGAGACCUGGAACAUUGCUAGAAAACAAGGCCCAACCGCUAUCGCACUACCAACAACCCACUUCAAGAUACAGAUCUCUCACAAGCUCGGUGCUUGGAUAGUGCGGUCAGACAAUCCCAGUGUGUGCAAAGACAUCGCGGCUCUGUACAGGCUGUGGCAGUUGUACAAUCAACGCUUCGAAGCUGAAGACUGUUCUUUCGACAGCAGGAAGAUCUCCAACUUGGUCUACUACAACGGGCUCACGGCAACAGAGUUACAAGUCCCGAAUGUACCAGUACCUCAGCGGGUACGCGACGCGCCUAAGCCUUCCAUGAUACGGAAGUUGCUGUCGUCGAAAAGGCAGAGCAUGAAGAAAUCGACUCCGUCAGCAAACAAGUACACAUCAGUGACUAACACACCUCUCGUCGCGGUUCGCCGCGGAAUCUCAGCCUGCGGUGCGCAGCGGAAGCGACCAUUGGAUAACGAUGACUACUUCUUGCCACCGGUUUCGAAGCGUAUACGUCCACCUCCACCGGCAUCUGGAUUCACACCAAUCAAUACGCCUCUGAUCGCAGUCCAUCGUGCAUCAUCACCAUGUAGCAUACGUUGGAAGCAACCAGCGAACGACGACGAUGCCGACUUUUUACCGCCAACUAGGAAGCGUUACACCGCCGUUUCGCGAGAUCACAUGCUCUCAUCAGCCCUGCCACCAAGUGUCUAUAUGGCGAAUGCUGCACUUCCAGCUCGCUACGAGUGGCCGCAUAGUGGUCUUACAAAUGACGAUCAAUUCAGAAACAGUGAACAGCGUGGAAUACUGUUGAGUGACGAUUUGGGAAAGGAGGAUCUGCGAUACCCUGCCUGA
Molecule: messenger RNA, 1722 nt
Organism: Didymella exigua CBS 183.55
Lineage: Eukaryota; Fungi; Ascomycota; Dothideomycetes; Pleosporales; Didymellaceae
Exons: 3
Coding region: 1-1722 (573 amino acids)
Source: RefSeq, a predicted model, not a curated record